This is a messenger RNA of Thermochaetoides thermophila DSM 1495, 876 nucleotides long. RefSeq lists its product as uncharacterized. NCBI's taxonomy places the organism in Eukaryota, Fungi, Ascomycota, Sordariomycetes, Sordariales, Chaetomiaceae. Gene Ontology annotation, molecular function: heat shock protein binding. The transcript has a single exon. Bases 1 to 876 code for a protein of 291 amino acids. The record is from RefSeq and is a predicted model, not a curated record. Gene Ontology annotation, cellular component: cytoplasm; nucleus.
AUGUCUCCCCACGACAUUACCGACGGCGAACCACCCGAGAUCGACCCUUACGAGGUUCUCGGGCUGGAACGCACGGCAACCGCCGAUCAAAUCAAGUCAGCCUACCGCAAGGCGGCCCUCAAAACGCACCCUGACAAAGUCUCGGACAACAAGAAGGAAGAGGCCAAGGUCAAGUUCCAGCAGGUCGCUUUUGCCUAUGCCGUGCUCUCGGAUCCAGUCCGUCGUAAGCGCUACGACGAGACAGGCUCGACAUCGGAGGCCGUUGUCGAAACGGAAGACUUCAGCUGGGCCGACUACUUCCGCGAGCAAUAUGCAGAUGCCAUCUCGGAGGAAGCCAUCAAGCAAUUUGCGGCCCAGUACAAGGGCUCCGAUGAGGAGCGCGAUGACCUACUGGCGGCGUACGAGGAGUUCGAGGGCGACAUGGACAAGGUCUACGAAACGGUGAUGCUAAGCGACGUGCUUGAGGACGAUGAACGCUUCCGCAAGAUCAUCGAUGCCGCCAUCAAAGCCAAAGAAGUCCCCGCUUUCCCAAAGUAUACCAAGGAGACCAAGAAGACCCGCGAGGCACGCGUCAAAGCAGCCAAAAAAGAGGCGGAAGAAGCCGACAAGUUGGCCAAGGAGCUAGGUGUUUACGAGAAGCUGCGCGGUACCGGCAAGAAGAGCAAGAAGGACACCGAAGCCGACUUGGCCGCGUUGAUUCAGGCCAGACAGGUGUCGCGCAUGGAUGCUCUCGACCGGCUGGCUGAGAAGUACGGUGCUAUACCCAAUGCUGUCAAGGGGAGCAAAAAACGUAGCGCCAAAGACUUGGAGCCUGAUAUUUCAGAGGAGGAAUUCCAAAGGAUCCAGAAGGAGAUGAUGAGAAAGAAGCGCAAGUGA